This is a messenger RNA of Paramecium pentaurelia, 2091 nucleotides long. Lineage: Eukaryota; Ciliophora; Oligohymenophorea; Peniculida; Parameciidae. The record is from the annotation of a GenBank genome assembly.
AAUGUAAGGAAAUCAAGGUUCUUAGAAAAAAGAUAUUGAAAUUGGUUCCUGUCCUUUUUCUGAUGCAAUGAAACCACCAAAAGGCCAUGAAAAAUAUACAGACAAAUCAAAGUGUCCAUUCUAAGAAAUGUAGUAAUAACCUGAAAUCAAAAUAACUGAUGGAAGUGCAGAGAAGAAGAAAGAAAAGAAAGAAAAACAACCUAAAGGUGGAUGUCCUUUUAUGUCAAGUGAAAAAAAAAGAAAUCCGCCUCUUGCUCAUCUUGAAGAAUAAUAUGACACUUAUUACAUAAGUCCACUUAAUUAUCUUCUAGAUACAAGAGGAUUAUGGAUGCUUGCUUUCGAUUCUAAAGAAGUAAAAAAAGGUAAGAGUUCAUAACAAUUGUCCAUAUAGGUCCAAUCAAAGACAGAAGAAAAAUAUUCGAUUCUUAUCCUAUUUAUUUAAAAAGUACUUUAUUUCAUGAUGAUGAAAAUACAAAAAAGUUGAGAUAAUGCGAAGUUGCUUAAAGAUUUUUUGUUUAUGAUAAAUUUAGAGAAAAGGGUAAUUAAUAUAUUAAAUACAAAAGGAAACAAAUUAUUAUAAAAAUAAGAGUAUGAAGAAGCAAUUCGAUAUUAUGAAAGAGCACUUGGUUGUUUUAGAUAUUUGGAAGUAGUUGAACCACCUGAAGAAGACAGUGAAGAUGAACAAACUAUAUAAGACACAACAAAUUUGACUGAUAAAGAAAAAAAAGAGUUUGAAGAUAUGAAAAAAUCUGCUAAAUAGUAUAGGAAAGAACAAAAAGAAUUUAAAAAAUAAUAUAAAUCAUUGAUGACAAUAUAUACAGAUGAAAAUGUUAAAUAUAGAGGGGUUGAACAGAUUGAAGUAUUAAGUCUAUUCAUAAAUUAAGGAUGAAGCUGAUAAAGAGAUGUGUAAUUCUAUUAUGUAUGGUCUAUAUUUGAAUAUGUCAGUCUGUUACAUGAAAAUGUCUCACUUUGAUUUAGCUAAGAAAAUCUUAGAUGAUGCUGGUCAAAUACAAAAAGAGAAUUCUUAAUAUCUAUUUAGGUAUUCUCAAGCCAUACUCUAUGAUAAAUGGUCAACUUAUAAAGACUUGAUUAAAGCUAAGGAAUUAAUUGAAAAAGCUAUAAAUUUAUCUAAUGUUGAAAAUAUCUUCAAAUAAGGUCCAGGAAUACUUAAAUUAAUGGGCUUGGAAAAUGCCAAAGAAAUUUAUGUUGAACAUGCUCAUAAAGUUAUGGAAGCAUUAAAAAAGAAGAGAUAAUGGAUUAUUGAUUAAAUUGAGCCUGUAUUUUAAAGAGCAAAAGAAAUUGAUGAAAUUGAAUAAGAAAUGAUUGAAGAUGGUAAAGUUCCAUAUGAAGAAGGAGUAACAGAUGUUAUUGAUUAAGAAGAUAUGAUUCAAUAAUAAAGUGAAACAUAAAAAUAAUUCUUAUAUCGAUUAUGCAUGCCUUAAUUAACUUAAGAACAUUAGGAAUACGAAAUUGUUAAAGAAAUGGUGAACAAAUAUUAUAGAAUUAUUGAAUUCUAUGCAGUAUAAAUUUCAAUUAAUUAUUAUAGGAAUAAAAGAAAUAUGAUUAAGUAAAGAUAGCAAAAUCUGAACUUUAAAGAUUAUUAGAGACUGUUCAAACAAUGUCAUUUUUUAUGAAUUAAGAUUUCAUUAAUUAUGAUAAUGAUGAAUAACUCUAAGAAUUAACUUAAAAAUAUUAAAUCAAUUUUUCUGAUAAGAAAUAUAUUAGAAGAUUUAUUCGAAUUUGUAGAGAAUAAGUUACAGAACUUUUCGGAUAAGGCAAAUUCAACUUUGAAGUAUUAUUAUAUAUAUAUCUAAAAUAAGGUUUUUGAAUAUGCAAUGAAUGAUUACUUUAAAAAGAAGAAAGAACAAGAGGAAAGAAAUAGAGAAGAAUAUUUAAAAUAAAAUCCUGAACCUGUUAAACCAAAAUAGCAAUCUUCUUUUUUAAAGAAAACUCUGUUCUCAUCAGAAUUUUGGAUGCAAGUAAAUAUAAUUUUUAUUUAGAUGUUUGUUUUGUUAUUAGUUAUGGCAGGAAUGUACUACUUUAAUAGUAAUUCAGGAUUUAUUGGUAAACUAUUUUCCCUUAAAAAAUGAU